Molecule: messenger RNA, 490 nt
Organism: Galleria mellonella (greater wax moth)
Lineage: Eukaryota; Metazoa; Arthropoda; Insecta; Lepidoptera; Pyralidae
Product: trypsin inhibitor-like
Exons: 3
Coding region: 78-320 (80 amino acids)
Molecular function (GO): serine-type endopeptidase inhibitor activity
Source: RefSeq, a predicted model, not a curated record
ACCCGCUGUCAUACUGCUAAUACAGUACGAGCGCUUACUCUCAAUCGAUACAAAUCAGUCGAACACGUUCAUACAGGAUGUACAAGUUAAUUGUACUUAUGGCGUUCUUAUUCUUACAUGCAGCGACAUGCAACGAUUGUGGAGGCUAUGAUACGAGUAUAUGUCAUCUGCCAUUAAGGACUGGUUCGUGCCCAGGGGUUUUGAAAAGAUACGGCUAUGAUGUAGCAGUUCACGACUGCGUAGAGUUCACGUACGGGGGGUGUGACGGGAACGCUAAUAAUUUCGAUACUUACAACGAAUGCAUCGUCGCCUGCGGCUGACAUUUCUGUUUCAACCUUUUCCUAUUUCAACCUCUUCUUGUUUCAUCCCGUAUUAAUGUCAAAAGUCGAUGUAAUUUCAAAAGUAAAAAAAAACUUUAUCAUAACUAACUUAAUAUUUUUUUUGCAAUCAAACUGUGUAAUAAUUUGAAAUAAAACUGCAUUCUCUUCUA